AUGUCAAGGAGGCUAGUACGAUCCAUAAGAAACAUCAGCUCCACUCCAGCAGAAAUCAAGAUCAAAGCAGCUACAAGUAACGAUUCAUUUGGCCCAACUACAUCCGAGUUGAACGAAUUAGCCAUCCUAACAAAUGAUUCAAAGCAAUUGAAACAGAUCAUAACCAUCUUGGUAAAGAGAAUAAAUGAUUCCUCACGUAAUUGGAGACAUAUCUUGAAAAGUCUCACAGUGAUUCAAUAUUGUAUGUUGGCUGGAUCUAUUGAAUUUGUUUAUUGGAUUCAAAAUAAUUCAUAUUUGAUUUCAACAUUGAAGGAGUUCCAAUUGAAGGAUUCAAAUGAUAUGGCUCAACAGAUUAGAAAAAAGGCCAAAAGUAUAUCAAAGCUAUUGAAAGAUGACAAGUUAUUGGAGGAAAAGAGAUCAAACUAUCAUAUUUACAGAAAUAAGAUGUCCCAGCCUGCAAAUGGGAAAAGAUCCUCUUUAGAUAUAACAAGACAUGAUGUUGAACCAGAUGUUGAAGCUAUCGGGUCUCCUGCUUUAGAAGAUGGUUUUAAUCCAUUCAAAAGAGGAACGCAGAGUUUGGAUAUAAAGCGUUCCAUUGGCGGUAGUCGUGGUUGGGAGAGUAAUGGUGGUUUACUUGGUCAUAAGGAUAGGCAGAGUGAUGAGAUUUCACGUAUAUUGGCUAAUAUAGAAGAAGAGUGAUGCUGAAUUUCAGUGCAUUGGAGUUUAUUAGCUCCUCAAAGGAAGAUAGGACCAUAGAAAUUGAUCCAGAUCUUAAGUUUGACUAAUAUGAAAAGCCUUCACUCAACUUUGAAAAGGUUUUAGGGAAAUCAUUUGCAACAAAUUGACAAAUUUCCUUCAGAACGUUUAGGGGCUUCAAAAUUCUACUCAAUUAUUUGUCAUUCAUUUACAUUCCAGAAGGUAUAUUACUAAAACCACGUUGCAUCACCGUUGUCAACAUCUCCAGAACAUCACAUUUACAAUUCAAUUGAUCAAAAUAAACCACGUCACGAUUCACUGUCGUCCAA
Hansenula anomala is the source of this 1025-nucleotide messenger RNA. It is a transcript of the gene ENT4, whose product is annotated as Ent4p. Gene Ontology annotation, biological process: endocytosis; actin filament organization. Gene Ontology annotation, molecular function: clathrin binding; phospholipid binding. The record is from RefSeq and is a predicted model, not a curated record. Bases 1 to 699 code for a protein of 232 amino acids. The transcript has a single exon. Lineage: Eukaryota; Fungi; Ascomycota; Saccharomycetes; Phaffomycetales; Wickerhamomycetaceae. Gene Ontology annotation, cellular component: plasma membrane; endosome; clathrin vesicle coat.